AUGUCUCUGCAGCCUUCGAGGUUCAUUUACCUGUGUUUACAUUUUCUGGUGCUCUACUUCCAGCUAAAGCCCGACGGGAGCAAACAGGAGUGCGUUUUCAUCGAGGAGUUCCUGGAGAACAACUACACGGCCCUGGUUUCGGCCAAAUACACGGGCUGGUACCUGGGCUUUAACCGAAAAGGAAGACCCAAAAAAGGUUCCCGGACCACUCAGAGGCAGCAGGAAGUCCACUUUAUGAAACGGCAACCCAAGGGCCGCGUGGACCCUCUGGAGGAGUUCCGCUUUACCACCGUCACUAAGAGGACUCGAAGGGCCCGCAGUGGAAUCGGUCGCCGUGGCGACGGACCGGAGAGAGCUCUUCUUGUUGUGGAGACGGAAACCUUCGGCAGCCACAUCCGAAUAAAAGGAAAAGAGAGCGGACAUUACAUCUGCAUGAACGAGAAGGGAAAGAUCGUCGGAAGGCCCGACGGGAGCAAGCAGGAGUGCGUUUUCAUCGAGGAGUUCCUGGAGAACAACUACACGGCCCUGGUUUCGGCCAAAUACACGGGCUGGUACCUGGGCUUUAACCGAAAAGGAAGACCCAAAAAGGGUUCCCGGACCACUCAGAGGCAGCAGGAAGUCCACUUUAUGAAACGGCAACCCAAGGGCCGCGUGGACCCUCUGGAGGAGUUCCGCUUUACCACCGUCACUAAGAGGACUCGAAGGGCCCGCAGGUUAAAAACCAGCUCCAAGAGGAACUAA
Menidia menidia (Atlantic silverside) is the source of this 741-nucleotide messenger RNA. Lineage: Eukaryota; Metazoa; Chordata; Actinopteri; Atheriniformes; Atherinopsidae. The record is from the annotation of a GenBank genome assembly.